Molecule: messenger RNA, 2037 nt
Organism: Chenopodium quinoa (quinoa)
Lineage: Eukaryota; Viridiplantae; Streptophyta; Magnoliopsida; Caryophyllales; Amaranthaceae
Product: protein FAR1-RELATED SEQUENCE 5-like
Exons: 5
Coding region: 1-2037 (678 amino acids)
Biological process (GO): regulation of DNA-templated transcription
Molecular function (GO): zinc ion binding
Source: RefSeq, a predicted model, not a curated record
AUGGAGAAUUCGACUUUCGAUACAACAAAUUGCAGCAAUCUCAUUCACGAAUUGCUACAAAAACAGAGGCAAAUUGAGACUGAAUUUGAAAUCGAUUUAAAUCGAUCGAUUAUAGAAGAAGAAGAAACUAAUUGUUUUGGAGAUGAAUUCGUACCAAUAUUCAACAAUCCAGACAAUGCAGAUGAAGCAAUCGAUAAUGCAGAUGAAGCAAUUGAGAAUGCAGAAGACGCAAUUCACAAUGCAGAAAAUCAAGUGGUUCCUGAUAAAUCAAUUGAUUCUAAUUCAGAACAAACAACCAAAUCAGAUGCAACUGAAGAUACAAAUCCAAUUGAUGCUUAUGGUUUAGAUCUUAGAGGAUCAUUUGUUGGUGUGAUUCAAACAACACACAAAAUAGUAACUGAGAAAAACUAUGUGUGUUCUGCUGAGGGAAAGAGACAUUCAGGUCAGAAGAAAACAAAGUUAGUUGAAAUGGUUGAUGAAGAGGAUGUAAAUGUAAAAACAAGAAAGCCAAGACAAGUAUCCAUUACAAGAUCAAAUUGCAAGGCAUGCAUAAGAGAAAAAGUGAAUAAAGAAGGACAGUUUGAGGUGGUGGCUCAUGUUAUUCAGCAUAACCACGAGCUAACAAAGCCACAGUGGAAUUAUUUGCAUCGUUCUGAAAGAAAAAUGACAGAGGAAAAAGUUGUAACAAUCAAAACAAUGAAAUCUUCAGGUCUAACUACAAUGGACACUUACAAUUACAUGGCUACAGAGGCUGGAGGAGAACAGAAUAUAGGCCAUAGUGUUGUAGAUCACCUGAAUUUCUGCUCAAGGUUAAGAAUGGAACAAAUUGAGGCUGGAGAUGCUCAAACUUUAGUGAACAUUUUAAGUCAGGAACAAUCAGAGGAUCCAAACUUCUUUUUUAGAGUGAAGUUUGACAAAGAAGGAAGAAUUUGCAAUAUCUUUUGGAGAGAUUCAAUGAUGCUAGAAGACUAUAGGAUAUAUGGAGAUGUUCUUGUCUUUGAUACAACAUACAGAACCAACAGAUAUAAUCUUAUAUGUGCUCCAUUUGUUGGCAUAAAUAACCACUGGCAUAAUUGUAUGUUUGCUUGUGCUUUUAUUGGGGAUGAAACGACAAAUUCAUUUGUGUGGUUACUACAAACCUUCUUCAAAGCUAUGGAGGAUAGAAAACCAACUUCAAUAUUCACUGACCAGGACCAAGCAAUGGCAAAUGCUAUACUGGAGGUGAUUCCUAAUACAAAACUUAGCCUUUGUAUAUGGCAUUUGGAGCAAAAUGCCAUAACCAGAUAUGGAGCUCUUAAAAAAGACAAAGAAUUCAAAUUUGCAUUCAACCAGUGCUUAAAGAUGUGUGUGACAGAACAAGAAUUCGAAGCAAAGUGGCAAGCAAUGUUGCAAAAAUAUGAGUUGACAGAACACUCUUGGUACAAAAGAGUGUAUGAGUUGAAAGACAAAUGGUGUCCUGCCCUUUGUAGAGAUUUCUUUUCAGCAGGGAUCUUAUCGUCACAAAGGAGUGAAAGCACUAAUCAUGCCAUAGGAUUCAGAGCAAGUAAAGCAACUACUUUGACAGAAUUUUAUACCAUAUUUAAGAAGACAACUAAUCGUUGGAGAAGCACAGAGAAAUAUGAUGAGUUUACCUGUAGCAAGUCAAUAGCAUUCCCUUCAUUGCCUCUAUCUGGAAUGCUAAAGCAUGCUGCAGAGGUUUUCACUUUAUCACUCUUUAGAAAUUUUGAAGAGGAGUUUGGAUACUCUAUGGCAACAACUGUUCAGAUGUUAGGCAGUAAUGAAGAAUGCCUACUUUAUCAAGUAACACUAGAAGACAAGCCAUGGUCUGCACAUCAAGUAAACUAUAUACAAGAGAGCCAAACUAUAUGGUGUACUUGCAAAAACUUUGAAGCAUCUGGAUGGUUAUGUUAUCAUUGCAUCAGAAUUCUACAUUUGCAUUUAGUAACAAGAAUACCAGACAAGUAUGUUUCAAAAAGAUGGACUAAGUUUGCAAAAACAGAGGCAUGGGAUAGGUUGAAGAAUCAGGAUCCUAAAUAG